Caenorhabditis elegans is the source of this 649-nucleotide messenger RNA. RefSeq lists its product as uncharacterized. The record is from RefSeq and is marked reviewed. NCBI's taxonomy places the organism in Eukaryota, Metazoa, Nematoda, Chromadorea, Rhabditida, Rhabditidae.
UCGAAAGUUUUGGAACUAUUCAGAAGGAUAAGAAUGCUGGAUCCACGAGAAACUUUUGAAAAAUAUGAACGAAAAUCUCCACAUCCACCACAGAAUGUAAUAUCAGAAAGAAGAGAAUUUGUUUCAUGUGAAUAUAGAAGAGAACCUUUGCAUCAAGAACAAAGUCGCCCCAGCUCAAUUCUUCGCAAUCCGUUGCCUCAAUCACAUCCAUACGAAGAAAGAGAAAAUGCUCGAUUGGCAUGUGAAUACAGAAGAGAUCAACAAUCCGAACAUGGCCAACUUGCAUGCGAACUGAGAGCCCGACCAUCUACAACCAUCACCACGUUCCUUCCUGAGAAUACCAAAAGGAAAAUGCCACUUCCAAUUGGAUGGAUUGUUUGCAUUGCUGUCUGCAUUCCAAUUCUAAUUGUAAUUAUUGUAUUUGCUGCAGUUUGGCUUCAAGAAGUUGGAAUUAUAUAAUUUAUAUAUCAACAUCACAUUCCAACCGAAUUUAAAUCGGGUUCAACUAGUUGAAAUUAGACUAUUAUGAUUAAAAAACUGAUUAUUUAGAAAGUUUUCAACUUCGGUCUAAUUUUGACAUUACUAUGCUGCCAGUCCAUUUCAUCUCAUUAUUUCACUUUUUCUCCGAUCAAUAAAAACUUUAAAUUUU